GGGGCCGUGGACCCGGCAGGCCCGGCUGGGGCCAGCUGCGCACCCGCGCGCCCCCUAGGCGGGGCUUGUGUUGGGCGCGGGUCGGAGCCUGGGCCGGAUCGUGCUGUGUCAUGCAGGCCCCGGCCCUCUCGAUUGGCUCCCUUGGAACGGCCGUCCGGGCCUGGCGAGGUCUUCCGGCCCACACCGCUGGCGCGGAGCCCCGGCGCCUUGGGGAGCCCGUCUACGAUCCGGCCUACCACCCGCCGAAGGCCUUGGUCCCUGAAGAGAGCAGGCCCCGCGAGCCCGAGGCCGCUACCGGGCCCGGUGGGCGUGGACUUUGCGCCAUGUGAAGGCCUCAGGAGCCCUGCCACUGGGGCGGAGGCCGGGGUCGGGGCAGGCCCGGCGAGCUCAGGAAAGCUCACAGCCGCCUUUUUGGAGUCUGGUCGGCGGGACCCGAGUUCAAAAGGUGAUGACUUAUCAACAGCCAUUCUCAAACAGAAGAACCGUCCCAAUCGGUUAAUUGUUGAUGAAGCCAUCAAUGAGGACAAUAGUGUGGUGUCCUUGUCCCAGCCCAAGAUGGAUGAAUUGCAGUUGUUCCGAGGUGACACAGUGUUGCUGAAAGGAAAGAAGAGACGAGAAGCUGUUUGCAUUGUCCUUUCUGAUGACACGUGUUCUGAUGAGAAGAUUCGAAUGAAUAGAGUUGUUCGGAAUAACCUUCGUGUACGCCUAGGGGAUGUCAUCAGCAUCCAGCCAUGCCCUGAUGUGAAGUAUGGCAAACGUAUCCAUGUGCUGCCCAUUGAUGACACAGUGGAAGGCAUUACUGGUAAUCUCUUUGAGGUAUACCUUAAGCCGUACUUCCUAGAAGCUUAUCGACCCAUCCGGAAAGGAGACAUUUUUCUUGUCCGUGGUGGGAUGCGUGCUGUGGAGUUCAAAGUGGUGGAAACAGAUCCUAGCCCUUACUGCAUCGUUGCUCCAGACACAGUGAUCCACUGCGAAGGGGAGCCUAUCAAACGAGAGGCUGAGGCAGGAGAAUUGCUUGAAUCUAGGAGGCACAGGUUGCAGUGAGCUGAGACUGUGCCACUGCACUCCAGCCUUGGUGACAGAGUGAGAUUGUCUCAAAAAAAAAAAAAAAAACCAGACUGGUAGGUGCUUUUUGGAGAACUAAGCAUCUUUUAGGGAUGAAAAAUCUGCCAGAUAUUCAUUUCUGGGUCUAGGUGUUUCUUGGAUGUACCUAAUUCCAGAAAUUUCAAAAAUCUAGACUGAACCCAAAGUAUAUAAGUGAUUGAAAUCAUUUUUGAAGUAUAACUGAUGGUGGCUGAAGGCCUCUCCAUUCCCAGAGUUUCCAGCCUCAGAUUUUAGAGACCCCUUCUCAAUAAGACUAUGAGCAAUGUGAAAGGCAAGGACUGUGCUAGAAAUCUUUGCCUUGGGAUUUUUAUAGCUGUUCUUUGAGGCCAGAUACCUGUAGAGGAGAAUCUUCUCUUUUUCAUUUAAUUUAAUUUUUUUUUUUUUUAAGUUCCAGCAUUUUAUUGUUUGAAUAACAGAACACACAAAACCAGGCAGAGAAAUCUCCAAGGAGAUGAUAAUCAUAUUUCACUGUUUUUUGGCGCUUUGGUCCUUCACCUUUCAAGCACUUACUGUAUUUUACUUUAAUGAUUUAGACAUUUAUUUUUACCACAAAUGCAAUUCAAGUGUGAAUAAAUAAAUGCAUUAUCUUUUAGCACCUGCUUCCCCCUUGUUCCUUUAAAUAGAAAAAAGUGCCAAAUGUCUCUUUAUAGCCUAUUAGCCAUAGCUGUCCCAUGGUUUUAAAAAUGGACUGUAACUUGAUCUUCUGAAAUCCUUCUCGAACUACAACUCAUUCUGUUAAAGAAAUCCUAGGAAAGAAAUCCUACUGAUAUUGUCGGUAGUCUCCAAAAGGUAAGGAAGGUAAUUGAGUUGAAGGCAACUGGGAGGGGUCUUCCACAAAUUGAGGACCAUUGGGAAACUGCAGAGGCAAAUCUUGUCAACAAGAUACCAGCUCCUUCAAUUAAAGCUAGGAGAAUGCCACCCAUUGCAGCUGACCCAACCAUGGCCACUGGUCCAUUUCUUGCUGCCAGUAUGGCUCCCAUUAAGGCACCACUUGUGAUGGAGUUCCAGGGAUCUUCCUUUCCUCUAACUUGAACCAUACUAUAGUCAAUCAUGGAAAACAGGCCUCCCCAAACUGCAAAGCUACCUCCUAACUGCGGAGCCCUGGUUUUAAUAGCUGUCAAACUCCCUCGUAGUCUGGUUUACUACCACUGGAGAAUUGGGAAAACCUUUGAUUGCUUGAAA
Messenger RNA from Sapajus apella (tufted capuchin), 2286 nucleotides. RefSeq names its product valosin containing protein (gene VCP). Lineage: Eukaryota; Metazoa; Chordata; Mammalia; Primates; Cebidae. The transcript is spliced from 6 exons. The annotation marks the transcript as partial. The record is from RefSeq and is a predicted model, not a curated record.